GACUGAUGGCGCCAAGUGAAACUGGGUUGACUCAUUUUACUAAUGAAUGACACCAUUUUAGGUAGUAAAAGCAGCGCGGAGCAGGACGGUUUGUGCUGUGUGUUUACUGAGGGGGAGAGGAUCGCUCGCUAGAUGCCAGUGGUGAGAGCGGGAGAGCUUUUUACUUGCCUUUUCUUUUUUUUUUGUUGGUUGUUGUCAUCCUUGUUUUGAGCUUGUUUGAACGGAGGGGAGGCAGAGCUUGUUGCUUUCAGACCAGGUGCUUGGAAGUCGAGAUGAUGGAGCCGGAGCUGAGAUACCUGGAGGAGUUUGUGGACGUCAGCCCCCCGCAGAGGAACUGGAAGGGCAUCGCCAUCUCGCUUUUGGUGAUCGCGGCCGUCUGCUCGCUCAUCACCAUGUCCGUGGUGGUCCUCACGCCUGCUGAACUCCCAGGCAGCAGCAAGUCCGCUCUGACGGUGGAGGAUCUGUACUCGUCAGAGUUCAGCGUGCACAGCCCCGAAGCCACAUGGAUCAGCGAUUCAGUGGUGGUGUACAGGAACCGAGACGGCCACGUUGUCAAGUUUGAUUUCACCUUCAACCAAACGGAAGUCCUUCUCAACAAUACCACCUUUGUGGCGUUCAAGGUGGCAAAGUACUGGCUCUCUGCAGACCUUCAGUAUGCACUCUUUGCGUAUGACGUCAAACAGGUGUACAGAUAUUCCUACCAGGCGUCAUACAUUGUUUACAACAUAUACACGAGGGAGGUUUGGGAGCUGAACCCUCCGGAAGUUCCCAAUGCUGUGCUGCAGCAUGCAGCCUGGGGACGGCAAGGACAACAACUGAUAUACAUCUUUGAGAAUAACAUCUACUACCAGUCUGAUGUGCGGAGCAGCUCCCUGAGGAUCACUUCAUCCGGCAUGGAGGGUGUCAUCUUCAACGGGCUGGCGGACUGGCUGUAUGAAGAGGAGAUUCUACACUCGCACUUGGCUCACUGGUGGUCACCGGAUGGAGACAAACUGGCGUUCCUCACCAUCAACGACACACUGGUCCCCAACAUGGCCCUGGCCCAGUUCACUGGUAGCACCUACCCCCGUGGACUCCAGUACCCUUAUCCAAUGGCCGGACAGACAAACCCCGUGGCUAAAUUAUCGGUGGUCAAUCUCUUCGGAGUAACACACACUGUGGAGCUGCAGCCUCCAGAUCAACUCAGGCUGAGGGACUUCUAUGUCACCAUGGUGAAGUGGAUCAGCAACACCCAGCUCGCCGUGCGGUGGCUCGCUCGGCCCCAGAAUACAUCACUGCUGACAGUGUGCGACGCAGCCAUAGGAGCCUGCUUUGUGAGAUGCGAGGACUCCUCUGAUAAAUGGAUCUCCCGGCCGGACCAGGAGCCUCUGUUUUCUGAGGACACAAGCAAGUUUUUCCUCACUGUGCCCGUGAGGCAAGGAGGUCAGGGUGACUUCCACCACAUCACCAUGUUCACCAAACAGGACGAGAUCCGCCACAUAACGUCAGGCGACUGGGAGGUGACGCGCAUUGUGUCUUACGAUGAAAACAAGCAGGUCAUAUACUUCCUGAGCACAGAAGUUUCUGCACAAACAAGACAUCUAUACAGCGUGUCCACGGUCGGCCUGUUUCCACGGCGAUGUCUAACGUGUGGGCUAAGGGAUGGGUGCACGUUCUUCGAGGCCAACAUCAGCCCUGACGCAGAGCGAGCCGUCCUGCGCUGCAAAGGUCCGGGAGUUCCAUCUGUACUGCUUCUAAGUUUGGAGGAGGUGGAUUCCUAUUUCAUCCUGGAGAAUAAUCGUCCUCUGUGGUCGAUGCUGGACACCAAAAGGACAGUCCAGACCCAAAUGCACACCGUCCAUCAUAGCAACUUGGCGCUGCCUCUGAAGCUCAUCCUUCCUCUUGACUUCUCCGAGUCCUUCCUCUAUGGCCUCCUGCUCAUUGUCGGAAGCUCUCCUGGCGAUCAGACGGUCACAGAGGAGUUUAAACUAGACUGGGACUGGGUGCUGGUUGGCUCGGGGCAAGUAGUGGUGGCCAGACUCGACGGCCGGGGAUCACGAUUCAGAGGUCAAAGGAUGUUGCAGCAGCUCCAUCAGAACGUUGGCCAAGUGGACGUGGAGGACCAGAUAGCAGCUCUGGAGUACUUAAUGAAGCUGCCCUUCAUCGAUCCCACUCGGGUUGGAGUUUUUGGAGAGGACUAUGGCGGCUACCUGACGCUAAUGCUGCUGAAGUCCACGGAACAGAUAAUCCGAUGCGCUGCGGCCCAGGCUCCUAUUGUCGACUGGACCUUGUAUGCUUCUGCAUUCUCAGAGCGCUACUUUGGUUUGCCUUCGACAGAGGACAACAUAUAUCAAAUGUCCAAAGUCCUCCCUGAAAUGAAAGGUGUGCAGGGAGGAACUCUGUUUCUAGCCCAUGGGACCGCUGACGCAAACGUUAACUUCCAGCACUCGGCAGAGCUCAUCAAGCACUUGAUCCGGGUGGGAGCCAACUACACGAUGCAGAUCUACCCCGACGAAGGCCACUUCCUGUCGAGGCACAGCCGGAUUCAACUGAUGCACUCUUUGAUUGGUUACUUCAGAGGAUGUCUCCUGGAGGCCUCGUCGUUACUGGACCGCCACGCCGAGGAUGAGUGAGGGGUCGGCGGGGAGUUAACGCCACAGGAAAUGAGCGUGUGUUUACAUGUAGCCUAAUAUUUGGUCGACAAGUGGAUGACUUCAAAGAUCAGGUUGUGUUUAUUUUUUUUUUUGCUUUAUGUCCUUAGAUGCGUCCUCGUGUGCAGACUAAGACCAAAUCAUUUCUGUCAUGGCAGACAUGAGACAAAGUGUUGCCGGAGGCUUGAAGCCAUCUUAGAGCUGUGCAAUGACUGUAGAUUUCUGCCUGUCACUGAGGCUUUUUAGUUUUUACUUGGUGUCAGUAUUUCUGUUGUUUGUGUACCGUAGGUCUGGAUUAGUUUUGGCCUCAUCCCUCGGGUGAAGAACGCACCACGAUGGCUUUUCCUCGGCGUGCUACCUGGUGGUCGUUUGAGCACACUGCAGCUUGUCCUGGAUAUAUUACCCACUCCUUAGGCCCCUUCUGCACUAAGCCGGCUAGGGUUAUCCAGGGUAAAUCCCACCUAACCGUAUCAGUUUUUCUUACCAUUAUCACUGGAAGACAAGGAAUAGGUAAACAUGUUACGAUACACACCGUUGGAGGAUACUAAAAAGCAAAGCAAACUGCUAAGACAGAGCUCUUGAACGGGUGGGCAGAUCGAUACAAACAUC
Messenger RNA from Nerophis lumbriciformis (worm pipefish), 3239 nucleotides. RefSeq names its product inactive dipeptidyl peptidase 10-like. Lineage: Eukaryota; Metazoa; Chordata; Actinopteri; Syngnathiformes; Syngnathidae. Gene Ontology annotation, biological process: proteolysis; regulation of potassium ion transmembrane transport. Gene Ontology annotation, cellular component: plasma membrane; voltage-gated potassium channel complex. Gene Ontology annotation, molecular function: serine-type peptidase activity; potassium channel regulator activity. The record is from RefSeq and is a predicted model, not a curated record.